Molecule: messenger RNA, 1708 nt
Organism: Exaiptasia diaphana
Lineage: Eukaryota; Metazoa; Cnidaria; Anthozoa; Actiniaria; Aiptasiidae
Product: solute carrier family 22 member 15-like
Exons: 6
Coding region: 57-785 (242 amino acids)
Biological process (GO): transmembrane transport
Cellular component (GO): membrane
Molecular function (GO): transmembrane transporter activity
Source: RefSeq, a predicted model, not a curated record
AAAAGGAACAAGCUCUGAAUAUACUUACUAAUGUGGCUAAAGUUAAUAAGAAAGAAAUGCCAACAGACGACCUUGCGGUCCCAGCAUCUCAUGACUCUAAAGGUUUCUUGGAGCUUUUUCGCGGCAGAAAAAUGGCAUUGAUGACUCUUGUACAGUGCUAUGCGUGGUUUAUAAAUGGUAUGGUAUAUUAUGGUGUAUCGUUAAGUUCUGGUGAAUUAGGAGGGAGUAUUUACUUGAACUUUGUCAUGGUCAGUCUUGUAGGGAUUCCAGGAAAUUACCUGGUCAUCGACAACUCAAAUCGGUUUGGUCGGAAGAAGACAGUGAUUGGUCACUUUAUAGCUGGCGCCAUUUGUUGCAUUGCUGUGUCUUUUAUACCUUCAGGAACAGACAAUACAGGAUUUAUAGUUGGUCGAGUGACGCUGGGUUCUCUUGGCAAGCUGUUCAUCAUUGUUUCCUUCAAUACUAUAUAUAUCUGGUCCGCAGAAAUCUUUCCAACUGUUGUCAGGAACACAGGCAUGGGUUUGAUGAUCAUAACUAGCCGUAUAGGAGCUGCAGCGUCGCCGUUUGUGGUCCAAAUGUCUCGUAUCAGUGCUAUUCUACCCUUUACUUUAAUGGGAGCUGGCGCAUUCCUCGCUGCUUUUAGUUGUAUAAUUUUACCAGAAAYAAGAGGAAUGCCAACYCGUGAAGUUGUCGGCGACGAAGUUAUGAUGAAUGAAAUGGCCAUUAAAGACGAUGCCAAGAUCAAGAACGACACAAAACACGACAUAAACCUAUUUUCAAAAUGAACCAGAAUCUGAGAAGUCAGAAAAUUAGAUGUAAAAGUUUUUCAUAUUUGCUUCUAAAGGAAUACCAAAAAUCUUUGACAAAUUAUAGCUUUCGCCGAGACUUCAAAAAAUCUUGUAACAGCCAUAAACUUUACAAAUGUAAAUCACUCCAACAUAAUGAUUUUCGUACGUACAGGCCAGGGACUACCAAGAAUAGUGAAAACUAGUUUCGUUUAUUAAAACCUCUUCUUUCACGAAGAAAGAGUGAAACUUUGCUAAUAUCCCGCGUGCUAGAAUUAAUUAAUUAAUUAAUUAGUUGUUUUGUAUGCGCGUCCACCUUUCUCGUUUUGUGUUGGUGCGCGCGCCGUUAGUGCGCGCUACCCAUCAAUGUUUGUUUACGAAUUUUUCUUCAACUGUUGUAAAACAUAUAGUGAACUGAAGAGGUUUUAAUAAACGAAUAGAUUCGGCAAAGGAAACCCAAAACUAGAACUCAACUACCAUAAUGCUUUGCUGUACAAAAUGGCGUCGCUGCGCAUUUCUAUUAUGUUCCAUGCAAUCCGAUUCCCAUCCAGUCCAAUUCUAUUGUUACGCACUGAGAACCUGAGUCAACAUUCAUUCAACAAAGAAUUGAAUUCGUUGAGAAGAGUGUACACGACCGUACGAGAAACCACAAUAAAGGCACAGAUCAUUUUUUUUUCUUCAAAAAAUGUCCAAAAAAUCCAUGGUUCAUUAUAAAUUGCGUGAGAAAUGGCUGCGUGAAAUCUCUAGUUGAUAUCUAUACUGUCAUAACUAGGUUACCUAGUAACCAAGCAUUUUGAUUGUGACACGUAUAAGUCCGUUCACGUUUUUUGCGGGUUUUCCGUCUUGCCGAAUUAUUAAAAUGAGUGCAACGGUGAUUGUUGCUGUCUCUGUGAUGCUAGUAUAAUCAUCAUCAUUUUCAUCGA